UCACAAGGUACUACAAAUUAUUUUAACAUAAUGCCAAUACUUUGAACCAUGUUGAAGUUAAACUUCAGAAGAUUAAAAUAACUAUCUUUAGAGUUUCAAAGUAUGGUGUUUCUAUACCAAUCUAAUUAAAAAAUAAAAUUUAGGCGAAGAUAACAUUUUUAUUCACCGCUUAAAACAAAUGAAUAUUCAGUGUUGUAUACUUAUUUUCAUUACAAUAACAGCCAUGAAUAGUAUUUCAACAUCAAAUGUAAUCCAGGAAUGUGAGAAGGUGAACAAUGAAAAUGUUGUCAAUGUAUCCAGCAAACACUCUUCUUUAGUGGAAACUUUCAAAACAUCAACCACAAUUACAUGCUCAUUUUGUAUGAUAGCAGUUAAUCUUGCAAAAAAGUUCAUAACAAAGCCUUCAGUAUUCCAACUAAUUCAUGGUAUUGUUACUGAAAUGUGUUCCGUAGUUGAAGGAUACAAAAUGGAGAUAAAUAACCACUGUGACAACCCAUCAGGUUCCAUUUAUUCCGUUUAUCAACCUGCAAUACUUCUAAAACCAAGUCUGCAGCUUUACAGAAAUUAUUGGCUUACAUUAUACUUAAUAAGAGUUUCUGAUCAAUGUUUUCCCAUGGCUGCAUUUUCAGUUGAGAUUAAAUGUUACAGGGAAUAGUACAUUAAAAAACUGAAAAGUUCUAAGAAUAAAUCUACAAAACUGAAAAUAACACCAUUUUAUUUUUUUGUGUAACUUGACAAAGAGUUAUAUGAAAUCACUUUUUGAAAGGAUAAUUUUCACUGCUUUAUAAAACAGAUCACCAUAGUGAUGCUUACUCAGUAUUCCAUGAUCUAGGUUUCAUCUAGUUAGUUGACUGAAGUUAUUUCCAUAUUAGGUUUUUUAUAUGUAAUUUAUAACACACAGUGACACAGUUUUAUUUACAGGAUGAUCACCUUUCCAGCAUCAAUUAUCACUGCUCAUAAUCACAUCAAUGGAAUCACACAAUUUCCAAUAUCCGAUUUCGAUAGUCCUGACACCUAAUCAUUCCCUGCUUCUAUUGAGAGUAGAAUUUGCAUAUCUCUGGUAUAUGUGUUGCAUCAUUCUUAUCGAGUGUUAGGUUGGGUAUUGAUUUGAUGGACAAACCUUCAGUAAUCACUCAAUCACUCUCUCUCUCUCUUUCUCACUCUCUCUCCCUCUUUCUACAUCUAAUUAUAUUGAAGUUAAGUACAGUGGUUUUAUCCCACCCAGGCUAUUGUGUGUUUCUGUGUUAAUGCAUGCACUGCAUUAUCUGAGUGUUUUUGUAAAAUAUUGAUCUUAUUGAGAUCUGUCAUUCUAUAUUCAACACAUUUUAGCAGAAAAUAUAAGGACAAGCUGAAGCAGGAGUAAUGAGAUCAUUACUAUCAUCAUUCAUCGAAGAUACAACUGUGGGCAGUUGGACGAAGAUGACUUUCGGAACGCUUAUUCUUGUACCUACGAUAUGGUAGCCAUAUGUAAAUGAGGUAUUCACCUUGCUGAAAUCGGAACAUAUCGUCAAUUUCCUCAUACAUAUUAAAUAAGUUGUGGACACAAUCCAACUCACGAGUUAGAAAAUGAAUAGGGAGAAUUAACCAACCAGGAUUCCAGAAUAGAUCAGAAGACAGACAGUGGUCAGAAUACCACCGUCUACAGUCCACCGUCUACAGGAAACCAACACAUUCUGUCAAGUGUCCAGGCUUCAGGUCAUCUCAACCAAUGUCAGUUGAAUCAGGUUCAGUGAAAUGUCAAAAUGACGCAGCUACAAACAUCUCACUAGUCAUUGUGCAGACUUAAACAAGGAAAUCAAAUGUAUAAGAGAGGCACUAGUAUUUAAUAAUUAUCCUGUAUCGUUUAUUACGAAAUUCGUGUGAACACGUGAGAAGCAAAAUGAUAACAGUAAUGCGAAUCGGAAUAGUAGCGACAACACACGUAGAAUUGAGUUCAGAGCCUCCAUUGUGUAACCACAUAAGGAGGGAACAUCAGAAACUUUACUCAGCAUUCUCAGCAAGGUUGGAAUUAAGGUGGUAUUCACACCAAAAUACUCACUCAGAGAUAAGCUUUUUCGUCUUGAGGAUCCGAUAGAUCUAAUUAGACAAGAUAAUAUCAUUUGUCUAAUUAAAUGUAAUGAGUGUGAGGUCAAGUUCAUAGGUGGAACUAGUCGGUCGGUGUCAAUUAGAAUAUCAGAACAUAGGAAUCCAGUAGAACAUAGAAUGACAGAUCGGAAUAAGAUCAAUAUUUUACAAAAACACUCAGAUAAUGCAGUGCAUGCAUUAACACAGAAACACACAAUAGCCUGGGUGGGAUAAAACCACUGUACUAACUUCAAUAUAAUUAGUUGUAGAAAGAGGGAGAGAGAGUGAGAGUGAAAGAGUGAGUGAGUGAUUGAGUGAUUACUGAAGGUUUGUCCAUCAAAUCAAUACCCAACCUAACACUCGAUAAGAAUGAUGCAACACAUAUACCAGAGAUAUGCAAAUUCUACUCUCAAUAGAAGCAGGGAAUGAUUAGGUGUCAGGACUAUCGAAAUCGGAUAUUGGAAAUUGUGUGAUUCCAUUGAUGUGAUUAUGAGCAGUGAUAAUUGAUGCUGGAAAGGUGAUCAUCCUGUAAAUAAAACUGUGUCACUGUGUGUUAUAAAUUACAUAUACAAAUGUAAUAUGGAAUUAUAUUCUACCACAAUGCCCAAAUUUUUACACAUGUGAAUUGUAGUUGGUUUUGAUGUACUUACUCUGCGUUUUAUACUGUGAGAUUAGGUAAGCGUAUUUGCUUGUGAAUUUAGCAAGUUUGAUUCACCUUUUUCUAGCUGUUGAUGAUAGUUGUGUUGUGGUGCUCUCUUUCAACAGUUUAUCACUCUUGACAUUCAUACUGCAAACCAAUGCCUACUGUUAUUACAGUCAUGCUUAUUGCCAUAAGGACUGAUAUACUUCAGUAUAUCACACCUGUUUACUUUAUGCACACAUUUCAAACAUGAUUUUCAAGGAAAUGCCAAAAUACUAAGAUAACUACAUUUUCUGCUAACAUAAUGAGGUUUAUCUAUGAUGAAGUUUCUCUGAAAUUUUGAAUUUAAGAAAUGCAGGUUUAUUUCUGACACAUCAAUAAUGGAUUUUAAUAUGAUAUUGUCUUGAAAUUAGUGUGAAAUGCACGAAAUUAGAAAGUUUUUAUUCACAUACUAAUCAUCAGUUUGAAAUAUUAAUGGAAGGCAAAGUUGGAUCAAUGUAAAAUAAGAUGAUGGAACAUUUUUCGACUGAUUUAACGUUUUAUUAGAGAAAUAUUGUAUCAUGGGCUAAUAAAGUAUUUGGAAAUGCAGAAAAUGUAGUCCAGUAAGGGUAAACGAAUAUCGAUUUCUUAUAAUACAAAAAUAUUCGAACCUGAUUUUCCAGUGAUGGAACUAUUCACAUAGGCAUGUAGAUCAUUCUGAUUGAAGCUUUGCAUUCAGCAGUUCGUCAGAAGGUGUAGCGGGAUUGUACAGGGAAUAAAAUUCUCAAACGUUUCUUUCCUUGUAUGUUGACGACCGAUGCUAUACUGAAGGUUUAUUACUAUGCACACUGUCGUUUGUAUUUGCUACCAUUUAUAUGUAACAUUCUCUGUAAGGAAAUGAUAGUUUAUUGAUGCAUGAUGCAGCUGUUCUAAUUCCGUAUACAAAAUUUUGCCUUUCCCUCUUUUCCAGUGUUAUGAUGUGGCUUCACAAA
Molecule: messenger RNA, 3675 nt
Organism: Heterobilharzia americana
Lineage: Eukaryota; Metazoa; Platyhelminthes; Trematoda; Strigeidida; Schistosomatidae
Source: the annotation of a GenBank genome assembly